AUGUCGCAGCAAGCUUCGCUCCAGUCCUUUUUCACCCAGUCUUCCCAACAAGGGACAGCCCCCUCGCAGAACAGGAACACCCACGGUCCCGACCCAACCCCAUCCGGGGCUCAGGAACAGGAAUUUUCCUCGACCUUUGCAACAGAAUCCGACUACAAUGACCCCUACCAACCGAGAGUGGACUACUUCUACCCGAGCAUU
Morchella sextelata is the source of this 201-nucleotide messenger RNA. RefSeq lists its product as uncharacterized. The annotation marks the transcript as partial. The transcript has a single exon. NCBI's taxonomy places the organism in Eukaryota, Fungi, Ascomycota, Pezizomycetes, Pezizales, Morchellaceae. The record is from RefSeq and is a predicted model, not a curated record.